Messenger RNA from Euleptes europaea (tarantolino), 1797 nucleotides. It is a transcript of the gene KCNJ3, whose product is annotated as potassium inwardly rectifying channel subfamily J member 3. The record is from RefSeq and is a predicted model, not a curated record. Gene Ontology annotation, molecular function: G-protein activated inward rectifier potassium channel activity. The coding region runs from base 1 to 1485 and encodes 494 amino acids. Gene Ontology annotation, biological process: potassium ion import across plasma membrane; regulation of monoatomic ion transmembrane transport. Lineage: Eukaryota; Metazoa; Chordata; Lepidosauria; Squamata; Sphaerodactylidae. The transcript is spliced from 3 exons. Gene Ontology annotation, cellular component: plasma membrane.
AUGUCUGCCCUCCGAAGGAAAUUCGGGGACGACUACCAGGUCGUGACCACCUCCUCCAGCGGCUCGGACUUCCAGCAGCAGCAGCAGCAGGCGCCGGCCCACAGGAAGAAGCGGCAGCGCUUCGUGGACAAGAAUGGCCGGUGCAACGUGCAGCACGGCAACCUGGGCAGCGAGACCAGCCGCUACCUGUCGGACCUGUUCACCACCUUGGUGGACCUCAAGUGGCGCUGGAACCUGUUCAUCUUCAUCCUCACCUACACCGUGGCCUGGCUUUUUAUGGCCUCCAUGUGGUGGGUCAUUGCCUACAUACGGGGUGACCUGAACAGAUCCCACGACGAUAACUACACGCCGUGUGUGGCCAAUGUCUACAACUUCCCCUCCGCCUUCCUGUUCUUCAUCGAGACAGAGGCUACCAUUGGUUAUGGCUACCGAUACAUCACGGACAAGUGCCCGGAGGGCAUCAUCCUCUUCCUGUUCCAGUCCAUCCUGGGCUCCAUUGUGGAUGCGUUUCUCAUUGGCUGCAUGUUCAUCAAGAUGUCACAACCUAAGAAACGGGCAGAGACGCUCAUGUUCAGUGAACAUGCUGUUAUCUCCAUGAGGGAUGGCAGACUCACACUCAUGUUCAGAGUGGGCAACCUCCGCAACAGCCACAUGGUCUCUGCACAGAUCCGCUGCAAACUCCUCAAAUCUCGCCAAACACCUGAGGGUGAAUUUCUUCCUCUCGAUCAACUUGAACUGGAUGUAGGUUUUAGUACUGGAGCAGACCAACUUUUCCUUGUUUCACCACUUACAAUUUGCCAUGUGAUCGAUUCCAAAAGUCCCUUCUAUGACCUUUCUCAACGAAGCAUGAAAACUGAACAGUUUGAGAUAGUUGUCAUCCUAGAGGGCAUCGUGGAAACCACUGGAAUGACUUGUCAAGCCCGAACAUCAUACACAGAAGAUGAAGUUCUCUGGGGUCAUCGAUUCUAUCCUGUUAUUUCCUUAGAGGAAGGAUUCUUCAAAGUAGACUAUUCCCAGUUCCAUGCAACAUUUGAAGUCCCUACUACACCUUACAGUGUAAAGGAACAGGAAGAAAUGCUUCUUAUGUCCUCCCCUUUAAUAGCACCAGCUGUAAGUAACUCUAAAGAAAGGAAUAAUUCUGUGGAAUGUCUAGAUGGCCUAGAGGACAUUGGUACAAAGAUACCAUCAAAACUGCAAAAAAUGACAGGAAGGGAAGAUUUUCCUAAAAAGCUAUUGAGGAUGAGUUCUACUACUUCAGAAAAAGCCUACAGUUUGGGGGACCUACCUAUGAAACUUCAGCGAAUAAGUUCUGUUCCUGGCAAUUCAGAAGAGAAACUGGUAUCUAAAACCACAAAAAUGUUAUCAGAUCCCAUGAGUCAAUCUUUGGCGGAUUUGCCACCAAAACUUCAAAAAUUAUCAGGAGGCAGAAUGGACGGAAACCUCCCUCCCAAGCUGAGGAAAAUGAAUUCUGAUCGAUUUACAUAACAUGAACAGACCUUUAGGUAAUAUUUCAUGUUUGAAUUGCCAUCACUCCAAUUUGGGCUGGAAAACCAUACACUGGAAACUGUCUUUGAUUACCAGUUUUCCUUAGAUCUACAUGCACUCUGCGACAAUGCUCUCCCCUGAGGUCGAAAGACUAUGUUGAAUUCUACAAUCAAAGAUCUAAAAUUCAGCUUGGGGCCAUAUGAAAGCUAAUAUUAAUCGGCAUGUAGUAUCACAACAAGCAUGCAAUAAUAGUACGCAAAUUUUGCAUAUAGUUUUAUGGCAUGAUUCUUACUAUAUUUAUACUGUAUAUUC